UAUUUUAUGCUAUAACCAUCAACAAACGUUUAUUUAUUAUUUAAAAGUUAGUAAAACAAAAUUUCUAAAAUAAUGAGUGAAAUUCAAGAAGACUCGGUAAAAGCACUCCACACUGUAUUUCACGAGGGUCUAGAUUUAUACAACCAAAUAACAAACAAUAAUGCAGCUACCAACAGUCCAGAGGUACAAAGAGAUGUUAAAAAAUCAAUUAAAAUUUUUGAAGAUGCAACUCGUUUAGUAUCCUUAGCUGAUAUUUUCAGCACUAACGAAAGCAUAGAAGAAAUCACAACAAACAAUAUUCAGUAUUUGCUUUUGCCAGCAUUGCUGGGACUGCUCACUCUAAAAAUAACCACAAGAGAUCGAAAGGAAGUACUUGACGUAGCCGAAAUAUAUUUCAGAGACUUUUUACAAAGAACCAACGACUACGAACUGAGUAAUUAUGAGUUUGAGAAAAAGAAACUGGAGAACAACCAAAAUAAAACUGAAUUUGAACAGAUUGAACAAGCUGUAAAUACCAGAUCCAGUAAGAUUCAACGGUUCCAGCAAAAGAAAGAGUUGCAAAGUCAACUGGAAAACCUUAAGAAGAACGUUGAAAACGAAUUUGCCGAUGAGGAUAUAAAAAGAAAUUAUUUCUUGACUAUGGUAAAAGUUUUUAUACAUGAUGUAGUGGACGAACUGGCUAGUAUCGAUAUGGAGAAACCUAUUCUUGAACAUAUGGCAAAAAUCAAGAAAGAUGAAGCACCUAAGCCUAAAAGAGCACCCCCUCCACCUUUAAAACCAAUUAUUAUUACUAGAGAUGAGACUCAAAAGGCUAUUUAUGGUGCUGGAUAUCCUUCAUUACCCACAAUGACUGUUCAAGAGUUUUAUGAUAAAAGAGUUGCCGAUGGUAUUUUUCCAGAUCCCAAUAAACCCAAAACUGGUCCUUUGAGCUUGCAAGAAGCUGCUUUAGCCGGUGUAGAAAUAAACAAUGAAGAUACAGAAGCCGAGAGUUCGGAGAAGAAAAUUGAAGAAGAUGAUGAAGAAGAAAUUCAAAGAAUAAGAGCAAAAGACGAAUAUAAAGAUGAUCAUAGGAGAGGAUGGGGUAAUAGAAUGAACAGAAGUUGAAUGCCAAGUCAAUCUCAACAAUAAUAAUUUAUAAAUUUUCUUUAAAAUCAAUAAUUGCAAAUACUAAUACUAAACAAAUCAAUAAACCUUUCAGUGUUUUCUAUAUGAAAUUAAUAAAAAUUAAAUGUUUAAUCCCAAACUACUUAGAGAAAUCAAUAAAAACAACACAUAGUUAAAAAAAAA
This is a messenger RNA of Sitophilus oryzae (rice weevil), 1287 nucleotides long. It is a transcript of the gene Tap42, whose product is annotated as immunoglobulin-binding protein 1. The coding region runs from base 73 to 1104 and encodes 343 amino acids. Gene Ontology annotation, biological process: regulation of dephosphorylation; regulation of signal transduction. Gene Ontology annotation, cellular component: cytosol. NCBI's taxonomy places the organism in Eukaryota, Metazoa, Arthropoda, Insecta, Coleoptera, Curculionidae. The record is from RefSeq and is a predicted model, not a curated record. The transcript has 2 exons. Gene Ontology annotation, molecular function: protein phosphatase 2A binding.